UCAGUUCAUCUGAUCACCGUGUGCCCACUGGAGCGUCCACCGAAACGGCACCUGUUUCGAACAGCUUGGAAAUGACCAUUUACACAGCUUUGUGUGGGGCAGUUCUGCUCUCUGCUGUUGUUUCUGUCCAGAGCGCUGACAAACACUCCCUGUUCUACAUAUACACCGCUUUAUCCAAACCCAUGGAUCUGCCAGGCAUCCAUGAGUUCACUGCGAUGGGUCUACUGGAUGACAGACAGAUUGACUACUACGAUAGUGAGCAACAGAAAAAGAUUCCUAAACAGCACUGGAUGGAAGAGAAAAUGCAGCAGGAUUACUGGGAAAAAGGCACUCAGUCCCGAAAGAGCAAAGAGCAGUGGUUUAGUGUCAAUGUCAACAUUCUGAUAGACCGAAUGAGACAAAAUAAGACAGAUCUCCAUGUUCUUCAGUGGAGACAUGGUUGUGAAGUUGAGAAACAAGGAAAUGACACGAAGUUUUUCAAAGGCAUCGAUGAGUACAGCUAUGAUGGAGUGAACUUCCUGUCUUUUGAUGAUAAACAAUCUCAGUGGGUCGCUCCAGUUGAUGAAGCUCUCCAAACCAAGAGAAAAUGGGAUGACGUACCCAUCCUAAACCAGUACACCAAGGGUUAUCUGGAGAAAGAGUGUGUGGACUGGCUCAACAAGUUCAGAGAAUAUGGAGACCAGGAGCUCAAAAAGAGCUCACCACCAGAGGUUUAUGCGUUUGCAAGGAAGUCUGUCAGUGACAAAAGCAAACUGAAACUCACCUGUCUGGCCACUGGCUUCUACCCCAAGGAUGUGACAUUGAAAAUAAGGAAAUAUCGAACAUCUCUGCCUGAAGAUCAGAUUGCUUCAUCAGGAGUCUUACCAAACCAUGAUGGAACAUUUCAGAUAAGGAAGAGUGUGGAAAUACUGGAGGAAGAAAAAGCAGAUUAUGAUUGUUAUGUGGCCCACAGAUCCCUUGAUGAACCCAUUAUCAUCAAAUGGGAUGGAAAGUGUGGUGACUGCAAUCCAGUGACGGGCAUGGGUGUUAUCAUUGUAGUGGUGAUUGGAGCUGUGUUCGUAUUGGUUAUUGCCCUUAUAGGUCUUUACAUCUUAAAGAUGAAGGGCAUUUUUCCCAGAUCAGCUUCUCAUCAGGACAAGAAGACCCAUUUUGGACAAAAUAAAGGAUUGCUUCUGAAUGCAGCAGGCCAUGUGAAUUCUACUGUGAUACCUGUCGACAAUGUAAAUAAGCCUGAGGAGGGAGAGAGACUGCUUAAAGCAGGCCAUGUGAAUUCUACUGUGAUACCUGUCGACAAUGUAAAUAAGCCUGAGGAGGGAGAGAGACUGCUUAAAGAUGGAUCAAAAGCAGGAAGUCAGGAGAGUGAUUUGUCUGACUCUGGAAAGGAGAGCAACUCCAGUGAAUCCUCGAUGGACAAAAAACCUGAAUUGAAACAUAUGGAUUCAAAAGCAGGAAGUCAGGAGAGUGAUUUGUCUGACUCUGGAAAGGAGAGCAACUCCAGUGUAUCCUCUAUGGACAAAAAACCUGCAGGCCAUGUGAAUUCUACUGUGAUACCUGUCGACAAUGUAAAUAAGCCUGAGGAGGGAGAGAGACUGCUUAAAGAUGGAUCAAAAGCAGGAAGUCAGGAGAGUGAUUUGUCUGACUCUGGAAAGGAGAGCAACUGCAGUCUAUCCUCUAUGGACAACAAAACUGCAGGCCAUGUGAAUUCUACUGUGAUACCUGUCGACAAUGUAAAUAAGCCUGAGGAGGGAGAGAGACUGCUUAAAGAUGGAUCAAAAGCAGGAAGUCAGGAGAGCGAUUUGUCUGACUCUGGAAAGGAGAGCAACUCCAGUGAAUCCUCGAUGGACAAAAAACCUGAUUUAUCAAAAGCAGGAAGUCAGGAGAGCGAUUUGUCUGACUCUGGAAAGGAGAGCAACUGCAGUCUAUCCUCUAUGGACAACAAAACUGGAACAGCAUAUGCUCUCAACUGAUUGAGAUUCACUAUUGCAGCAAAUCCCUUGAUUUCAGUGGUGCUGGUGUAGUUCAAGGACUUGAAGUUAAAGGGACGCUUCAUCAUGCACCCAAAAGAUUUCAUUAUAUUUUUCACUUUUGUUGCAACGCACACUGAUGUCGGCGUCAUGAAGUUUGGUGGUAUUUGUCAACAAUGCAAGCUCACAAUCAUAAUAUAAUGAGAUAUUUUCUUGAAAAAACUGCAUUAAUAGAGACUAUUUUGAUUCUUUGUUACCUCACAUUGUUGUUUUACUCUUUGGGUCUGUGAAAGAUUUCUUGAUCGCAACUGCAUUUACAACAUUAUGAAAUUACUAUGAGAGGUCUUCAUUUUUUUUUUUUUUUUUACAUUGCUCUAAAUUUAUGCUAGUCUUGAAGAAAAGCUUAAACUUUUUAAUUAUGAUUAUUUGACUAUUUGUAAAGUUAUUAUUUUCCAUCAGCUAUUUGUCAAUUAUUGUACAGAGGUAUUGUUCCAAAAUAUUGUAAAAAUCGUUUGUGGACUCCUUUCCAAAAAACAUUUAUUUAGAAGUUAUUGGUUUCUUAAAAUUAAAUUAACAUGUUAGGAUGACAUCAGCAUCGCAUGUAAAUGUCAUUGUUAUGACAGUUAUUGUGAAAGUUUUCUGAUAUUAAUCUGGUUCUGAAAUGCUUUUGAUGUCAAUAAAGUUGAG
This is a messenger RNA of Xyrauchen texanus (razorback sucker), 2651 nucleotides long. Its product is annotated as zinc-alpha-2-glycoprotein-like. Gene Ontology annotation, cellular component: external side of plasma membrane. The transcript is spliced from 21 exons. NCBI's taxonomy places the organism in Eukaryota, Metazoa, Chordata, Actinopteri, Cypriniformes, Catostomidae. Bases 72 to 1967 code for a protein of 631 amino acids. The record is from RefSeq and is a predicted model, not a curated record. Gene Ontology annotation, biological process: immune response.